Messenger RNA from Xenopus laevis (African clawed frog), 1098 nucleotides. Its product is annotated as vomeronasal type-2 receptor 26. The record is from RefSeq and is a predicted model, not a curated record. The transcript has 3 exons. NCBI's taxonomy places the organism in Eukaryota, Metazoa, Chordata, Amphibia, Anura, Pipidae. Bases 1 to 1098 code for a protein of 365 amino acids.
AUGGGGAUACCACAAUCAGGAAAGACCUUGGAGAGGCUGCUUACAUGGGCUUUGCUUCAAGAGGGGGUCCCAAGAGCUCAGUGUUCAGACUCAUGUCCAACUGGAUUCAGAAAGACACCAAAGCCAAGAGCCCAGUCUUGUUGUUAUGAUUGUGCCCCGUGUUCUGAAGGAGAAAUUUCCAACAGAACAGACAGUGAAAACUGCAUCAGAUGCCCAUACAAUGAAUGGCCUAAUAAGAACAAGAAACAGUGUAUUGAAAAAAUAGAAGACUUUCUGUCAUAUACAAAGGACACAAUUCCUGUGGUGUUUUCUGCAAUUUCAGUCAUUUUACUCCUUAUAACAGUGAUGAUAUUGGAAGUUUUCAUUUACUACAGGAACACACCCAUAGUGAGAGCCAACAACAGGAGCCUCAGCUUCCUCCUCCUUGUCUCCAUCAAGCUGAGCUUCCUCAGUGUGUUUCUGUUCCUCGGUCGCCCUGUGGAUAUAACCUGCAUGCUGCGUAACAUCACUUUUGGAAUCACCUUCUCCAUAGCUGUCUCUUCUCUCCUGGCCAAGACUAUCAUGGUUUGUGUUGCUUUCAAAGCCACCAAGCCAGGGAGCUCAUGGAGAAAAUGGGUGGGAGUCAAACUGUCCAACUCUGUAGUCUUGUUCUGCUCAUCCAUUCAAAUAAUAAUCUGCAUGACUUGGUUGGCCAUUUCUCCUCCCUUUCAGGAACUGGACCUUCACACUUACCCUGGAACCAUCAUCAUUCAGUGCAAUGAGGGCUCAGCUAUUGGCUUUUACUCAGUUAUUGGGUAUAUGGGGCUUCUGGCAGCUGUUAGUUUUGUUUUAGCAUUUUUAGCUCGGACAUUACCGGACAGUUUUAAUGAGGCCAAGUACAUCACUUUCAGCAUGUUGCUCUUCUGCAGUGUUUGGAUCACAAUGAUCCCGGCCUAUCUGAGCACCAAAGGCAAAAACACUGUGUGUGUGGAGAUAUUUGCCAUACUCAUCUCAAGUGCGGGACUUUUAGCCUGUAUAUUCCUGCCCAAAUGUUACACAAUUCUAUUUAAUCCUCAAAUAAAUACAAGAUCCCAUUUACUUGGAAACAAAUCUUCAUAG